GGUAGGGAGCUCUCAACUUUGACUCCGGAAGAUAAAGCAGUUAGUCCUGAAAUGGCAGCUUCCAUGACACCAACUCCGCCUGGACCUGGGUUGAGCCAGAAACAGCGUCGGGCAUGCCUCAAGAGAGAUAGGAGGAAAAGAAAACGUCAAGCGCUUGCUAAGCUCAGAGACGCUGUUGUAGAUGGCGAUGCAAAGGAGGACAACGAUGAGGAAGAUGAGGAGAGCAGAAAGGCUGAAGAGGAGAGAGAGCGGUUACACCAAGAAUGGCUUGAGAGGGAAAGGGUUGCCCAGGAGGAAUUUAGACUGAAAAAAGAAAAGGAGGAGGCAUUACAAAAGAGGAAGGAGGAAGAAGAGAGGAGGAUCAGGGAGGAAUGGGAGGAACAGCAAAGAAAAGAAAAAGAAGAGAGAGAACAAAAGCAGCAGGAGAAGAAAGAAAGAGAGGAAGCUGUUCAGAAAAUGCUUGACCAAGCAGAGAGCCAGCUGGAAAAUGACGGUCCCUGGAAAAAUCCUGAUGCCACAGAGGAUUAUGGGACCGAAAAAGACAGAGCAAAUUGCCCCUUCUUCUUGAAAACUGGAGCGUGCAGGUUCGGGGAGAGGUGUUCCAGAAAGCACGCUCAUCCAGCAGUGAGUACCACCCUGAUGGUGCGAGGGAUGUUUGUGACUUUUGAAAUGGAGCAGAGUAGAAGGGAUGACUAUGACACAGAUGCCAGUCUGGAGUACAGUGAAGAUGAAGUCUAUCAACAGUUCCUUGAUUUCUAUGAUGAUGUUCUUCCUGAAUUCAAGAGUGCUGGAAAGGUCGUGCAGUUCAAGGUCAGCUGCAACUAUGAACCUCACUUGAGAGGAAAUGUUUACGUUCAAUAUAACACUGAGGACCAGUGCAGGGAGGCUUUUAUGAUGUUUAAUGGAAGAUGGUAUGCCGGCAAACAGCUGCAGUGUGAAUUCUCUCCUGUCACCAGAUGGAAGACAGCCAUAUGUGGUCUUUUUGAUCGGAGGAGAUGUCCGAAGGGAAAGCACUGCAAUUUCCUCCACGUGUUUCGAAAUCCCAGCGGUGAAUUCUGGGAGGCUGACCGUGACCUCCACAUGUCCCCUGACCGAGGUGGAGAUUUCUCCAUCCGGAACUCAGAACGCAGAGAGCGGAUGCGGUCGCAGCACAGCUACAGCCCCGAAAGAUCACAGCACAGACGCCCCGAGAGGCGAGAUCGCAGCAGGGAGAGGCGUGGUGGCAACAGAGAAAGGCGGAGUCGUAGCAGGGAAAAGAAAGAUUAUGGCAGGGAAGGGAGGGAUCGUAGCAGGGAGAGGCCGAGCGGCGGCAGGAGCAGAGAGAGCAGGAGGUCUUGGAGACAGCGAUCGGAUACGCACAGCGACCGAUCUAGGAGGAGUCGUAGCCGUGAGAGACGCAGAUCAAGGAGCAGGAGUAGAGACAGAGAAUGGAGGGAUGGAGGUGGAAAUUCACCUGAAAAUUCGAGGAGGACGACCAUUAGGAGAUCAAAAUCAACCAGCCCUAAAGAUGAGAGGGUGUCCAAAUGUGAAUCUACAAAGAAGAGGAGGCGCAGUGAGAGUAGCAGUCCAAAGAAUUCAAACGCAGCCGGGACGCUGGACGGUGAUCCCAGUCCACGUCACCAUAAACACUCCAAAAAAAGCAAGAAGAAGAAAGGGAAGAAAAAGAAACGCAAGAGAAAGAGGAGUAGGUCAGGAAGCGUGAGCUCAUCUUUGGAUUCGGGAAAAGAAUCAGGUGACGAGAAGGUUGCGUCCCCUAAAUGUGAAGUGAAUGCGGAAACUUCCAGAGAGAAUAUUACAGCUUCAGAAUAUGAUACACAGCAAACUGCUGAAGCUCCAGCAGAAGGAGGAGAAAAGCCUUGUUCUUCCAGCUAACAGUAAACCUACCAUCAAGGUCAUCCGCUGAACUGAGUUUCUGUCACCA
Molecule: messenger RNA, 1921 nt
Organism: Chanos chanos (milkfish)
Lineage: Eukaryota; Metazoa; Chordata; Actinopteri; Gonorynchiformes; Chanidae
Gene: zrsr2
Product: zinc finger (CCCH type), RNA-binding motif and serine/arginine rich 2
Exons: 11
Coding region: 52-1872 (606 amino acids)
Biological process (GO): mRNA splicing, via spliceosome
Cellular component (GO): U2AF complex
Molecular function (GO): RNA binding; metal ion binding
Source: RefSeq, a predicted model, not a curated record